Molecule: messenger RNA, 2991 nt
Organism: Striga hermonthica
Lineage: Eukaryota; Viridiplantae; Streptophyta; Magnoliopsida; Lamiales; Orobanchaceae
Source: the annotation of a GenBank genome assembly
AUGGCGUCCGAUAACAAUGGAGCGGAAAUAGAGGCGUUGUCGGACGAGAACGAGUUUUCAUCGGGGAGGGGUUUGGGUGGGCGCAAGUACAGGCCAGUGUUCGCGCACGACCAUGAUCGAGCUGUUCUCGAGAUGUCCUCGAUUGAUCCGAGUAUCCAUCCGUCGUCUUCAGCUUCUGGGAACGGCCCAAAUGAUCUCAAAAAACUUAGAGUGGACGUUGGAUCAAGUAAAGGCUCUGAGGGAAGUGAUGGACGAGUACCUAAUCAUGAAAGUGUCAAUGGUUCUCAGACCGAUUCCAAAUUGGAAUUGUUUGGUUUUGACUCGCUUGUUAAUAUUUUGGGGCUCAAAAGUAUGGCAGGUGAUCAGAUUCAAGCACCAUCCAGUCCUAGAGAUGGAGAUGAUGCUCCAAUUGAGCGUCCACAGGCCAACAGUGUCAAAUUGGGGACUAUGAUGGGAGUGUUUGUUCCUUGUCUGCAAAACAUUUUAGGGAUUAUUUACUACAUCAGAUUUUCAUGGAUCAUAGGUAUGGCUGGGAUUGGGCAAUCAUUGUUGCUGGUCGCUUUCUGUGGUUCUUGUACUUUCCUUACAACUUUAUCUUUGAGUGCAAUAGCUACUAAUGGCGCAAUGAAGGGAGGAGGACCCUAUUAUCUCAUUGGUCGUGCCCUAGGUCCGGAAGUUGGAGUGAGCAUCGGUUUGUGUUUUUUCCUUGGAAAUGCUGUUGCUGGUGCACUUUAUGUUCUGGGAGCUGUGGAGACAUUUCUAAAUGCUAUACCUCAGGCUGGAAUUUUUAGAGAUUCGACAACUUUUGUGAGAGUAAACGGCACAGACAUUGCACAACCUAUUACCAGCCCAAGCUUACAUGACCUGCAAGUUUAUGGGAUUAUUGUGACAAUCAUUCUAUGCUUCAUAGUAUUUGGUGGAGUAAAAAUGAUCAACAGAGUUGCACCAGCCUUUCUCUUACCUGUGCUGUUCUCUUUGUUUUGCAUAUUUGUGGGGAUAUUUUUAGCUAGAGAUAAUUAUCCUGCAGAUGGUAUCACUGGGUUGAGUAUGGAAUCUUUUAAGGAUAAUUGGAGUUCAGAUUAUCAAAUGACGAACAAUGCUGGAAUACCAGACCCUAAUGGGAAAAUAUACUGGAGUUUCAAUGCAUUGGUUGGGCUCUUUUUCCCUGCUGUAACGGGGAUUAUGGCAGGUUCAAACCGGUCUGCCUCACUUAAGGACACUCAGCGUUCAAUUCCUGUUGGGACUUUAGCUGCAACUUUAACUACUUCAGGUCUAUAUCUAGUUACCGUGCUUUUUUUCGGAGCUCUUGCCACCAGGGAGAAACUUCUGACAGACAGGUUACUUACAGCUACUGUUGCCUGGCCUGUUCCUGCAGUCACUUAUAUCGGUAUCAUUCUAUCAACUUUAGGUGCAGCCCUUCAGAGCCUAACUGGUGCCCCUCGUCUUUUGGCCGCAAUAGCCAAUGACGAUAUUUUACCUGUUCUUAACUACUUUAAGGUGGCCGAUGGGAGUGAGCCCCACAUUGCUACUUUGUUCACGGCUUUCCUCUGUAUUGGAUGUGUUGUUAUCGGCAAUUUGGAUCUUAUUACCCCUACCGUAACAAUGUUUUACCUUCUGUGUUAUGGGGGUGUCAAUUUGUCCUGCUUCCUUUUGGAUCUUUUGGAUGCUCCCAGCUGGCGCCCUCGAUGGAAAUUUCACCACUGGAGUAUCUCCCUUGUCGGAGCAUUAAUUUGCAUAGUCAUCAUGUUUUUGAUUUCUUGGACAUUCACAGUGGUUGCUCUUGCCCUAGCAACCCUCAUAUAUUACUAUGUCAGUAUCAAAGGGAAAGCCGGGGACUGGGGAGAUGGUUUCAAGAGCGCGUACUUUCAACUCGCUCUUCGUAGUCUACGGUCUUUAGGAGCAAGCCAGGUGCACCCCAAGAACUGGUACCCAAUCCCCCUCGUGUUCUGCCGGCCGUGGGGCAAGCUUCCCGAGAAUGUCCCGUGCCACCCGAAACUUGCCGACUUUGCAAACUUCAUGAAGAAGAAAGGCCGCGGGAUGUCCAUAUUCGUGUCGAUCCUCGAUGGGGACUACCAUGAGAUGGCUGAGGAUGCAAAGGCCGCCUGUCGAGCACUCAGCACGUACAUCGAGUACAAACGGUGUGAAGGCGUGGCAGAGAUAGUGGUGGCCCCCACCAUGUCUGACGGUUUUCGAGGCAUUAUUCAGACGAUGGGCCUGGGAAAUUUGAAGCCCAAUAUUGUCGUAAUGCGCUAUCCGGAGAUUUGGCGCCGGGAGAAUCUAACCGAGAUUCCUGCCACUUUUGUUGGGAUUAUCAACGACUGUAUUGUUGCCAAUAAGGCGGUUGUUAUAGUCAAGGGCUUGGAUGAGUGGCCCAACGAGUACCAGCGGCAGUACGGGACGAUUGACCUGUAUUGGAUCGUGAGGGAUGGUGGUCUCAUGCUCUUGCUAUCUCAGCUGCUCUUGACGAAGGAGAGCUUCGAUAGCUGUAAGAUUCAGGUGUUUUGCAUUGCCGAAGAGGAUUCAGAUGCUGAGGAGCUCAAGGCUGACGUGAAGAAAUUCCUGUACGACCUCCGAAUGCAGGCUGAGGUGAUUGUGAUCUCGAUGAAGUCGUGGGAUGCUAGAGCCGAGCAGCAGGACGAGUCGUCGGUUGAGGCUUUCAGUGGGGCCCGCGAGAGGAUUUCGAAUUACCUGGCCUCCAUGAAGGAGAGGGCCGAGCAUGAUGGGACACCUGGCUUGAUGAUGGCUGACGGGAAGCCAGUGGUUGUAAACGAGCAGCAAGUGGAGAAGUUUUUGUACACGACACUUAAGCUUAACUCGACGAUUUUGAAGUACUCGAGAAUGGCGGCAGUUGUGCUCGUGAGCCUUCCGCCGCCGCCACUGAACCACCCGGCGUAUUUUUACAUGGAGUAUAUGGACCUGCUUGUGGAGAAUGUGCCGAGAAUGUUGAUAGUGAGGGGGUACCGUAGAGAUGUCGUCACUUUGUUUACGUAA